Molecule: messenger RNA, 3360 nt
Organism: Jatropha curcas
Lineage: Eukaryota; Viridiplantae; Streptophyta; Magnoliopsida; Malpighiales; Euphorbiaceae
Source: RefSeq, a predicted model, not a curated record
ACCACAAAAUUCAAAUCCGAAUGCUUUUCGAUUUCACACAAUCAACAUUAAAACCACUUUCACUAUUUUAAAUUUUGAUCACAAAAUACACAGUAUAUCUACUGCCCGAUUUUGUUCCAAAAAAUUUUGAAUUAUGGAAAGAAAAAAGAUUUUUUUCCAUAAUUUUUAACUUUGAAAAAGUUACACUUUGUACGGUAAUAAGUCUUCAGGUUGUUGGAUAAGAUACUCAGAGGAAGAGCAGGUGGAGAGGGAAAAAGAAAAAGAAGAUGUCUGGUGGAGGAAGUGAAGAAGGAGUUUCAUUAGAGUUCACACCCACAUGGGUGGUGGCUGCUGUGUGUACAGUGAUUGUAGCUAUAUCUUUGGCUGUAGAGAGAUCUAUUCAUUAUGGUGGCAAAUAUCUUAAGAAGAAGAACCAGAAACCCCUUUAUGAAGCCCUCCAAAAAGUUAAAGAAGAGUUGAUGCUUCUGGGUUUCAUAUCAUUGUUAUUAACAGUAUCUCAGGGCUUGCUCUCCAAAAUCUGUGUACCUGAGCAUGUGAUAAAUAAUAUGCUUCCUUGUAGUCUCUCUGAAAAAGGAGGACAUGAAUCCAACACUACAACAACUGAACAUUUUCAGAGGUUCUCUACUUCUAGAAUUUCUGGUACCGCUAGGCGUCUUCUGGCUGAAUCAGCGGAAUCCCAGCUUGGUUAUUGUGCCAGAAAGGGUAAGGUGCCAUUGUUAUCUAUAGAAGCUCUACAUCAUUUACAUAUCUUUAUCUUUGUCCUAGCCAUUGUCCAUGUUACGUUCUGCGUGCUUACUGUUCUGUUUGGAGGGGCAAGGAUUCGUCAAUGGCAGCACUGGGAGAACUCAAUUGCAAAAGAUCGAUAUGAUACAGAGGAAGUUAUUAUGAAAAAGGUUACCAACGUCCAUCAGCAUACAUUUAUCCAGGAGCAUUUUCUGGGCAUUGGUAAAGAUUCAAUUCUGUUAGGUUGGGUGCAUUCUUUUUUCAAGCAAUUCUAUGCAUCUGUAACAAAAUCAGAUUACAUAACUCUGCGGCUAGGUUUCAUCACGACACACUGCAAAACAAAUCCAAAGUUUAAUUUUCAUGCCUACAUGGUACGAGCCCUUGAAGAUGACUUUAAGACGGUUGUUGGUAUAAGUUGGUAUCUUUGGAUAUUUGUGAUCAUUUUCUUAUUGCUGAAUGUUAAUGGCUGGCAUACAUAUUUCUGGAUAGCUUUCAUUCCUUUUGCUCUUCUACUUGCUGUGGGCACCAAGCUGGAGCACGUAAUCAUCCAAUUGGCUCAUGAUGUUGCUGAGAAACAUGUAGCCAUAGAAGGGGACUUAAUAGUUAAACCGUCAGAUGAUCACUUUUGGUUCGGCCGCCCCCACAUUGUCCUAUUCUUAAUUCAUUUCAUCCUCUUCCAAAAUGCUUUUGAGAUUGCAUUUUUCUUCUGGAUAUGGGUUCAAUAUGGCUUUGAUUCCUGUAUAAUGGGACAAGUCAGAUAUAUCGUGCCCAGGCUAAUUAUUGGGGUAAUCAUUCAGAUACUCUGCAGUUACAGCACUCUUCCACUUUAUGCCAUUGUCACACAGAUGGGAAGUUCUUUCAAAAGAGCUAUAUUUGAUGAUCAUAUUCAAGCUGGCAUUGUUGGUUGGGCACAAAAAGCGAAGAAGAAGAAAGGCUUAAGAGCAGCAGCAGCAACUGAUGGAUCUAACCAAGCAAGCUCUCAUGAAAGUUCUGUCGGAAUUCAGCUUGGCAAUAUGAUUACCAAGACGUUCUUGUUUGAGCAGAAGAAGUUAAAAGAAUCGAAGGGAGAUGAUGUUAAAGAAGAGCUUGAUGUUUCUAAGAAAGAAACUGGGGUUAAAGUGCAACAGAUUGAGCAAAGUAAGAGUGAGAGCAAGGUCGGCACUCCAGUUGAUGAAUUGCUUGUUGUUCCUUAUCAGAACUUAGCACCUGCUUCUAAUGACGUUGCAGAAAUUAAGCAGCUGUUGGACAAGCUUGUGGUUGUGAAAUUCAAUGGUGCUUUCGGAACUGCAGUGGGGUUCAGUGGCCCCAAGUCUGCAAUUCAAGUUCAAAAUGGUUUGACUUCUCUUGACCUAAUCGUUAAUCGAAUUCAGUCGCUCAAUUCCCAGUAUGGGUGUCAUAUACCUUUGAUGCUUUUGAAUGGAACUAGUACACACGAUGAUACAUUGAAGGCUCUGAGGAAAUAUUCCAAGUCUAGCAUUGACUUUCUUCCCCUGAGCUUGGAUUCUCUUGACGAGCAAAACAGCAAGGACAAAUUGUAUCCUUCUGAGGAUGCUGCAGUGUUCCUUUCCCUGAUGAACAGUGGAACUAUAGAUGUGUUGCUGUCACAGGGAAAGGAGUAUGUGCAUGUGGUUAGCUCAGAUAACAUUGCUGCUUUUGUUGAUCCUAAAAUCUUGAAUCAUUUGAUCCAAAAUGAGAUUGAAUACUGUAUGGAGGUGACGCCAACCACAGCAACUUACUUGGAGAAUAAUUUGAUUAGUCAGCGCCAAGGAAGGGUUCAGCUCGGAAAAAUUAAACGGGAUCUUUCAAAGCAUGCAAUGGAGGAGUUCGAAUUUAUUGAUACAAGAAGCUCAUGGAUGAAUUUGAAAGCCAUCAAAAGGCUUGUGGAUACUGAUGCACUGAAGGGAAUAGAUAGCAAUAAAAUACUUCCACAAGAAACAUCAGUUGGAUCGGCAAUGGGGUUAUUUAGUCAGCCUAUUGGCGUAAUUGUACCUCAAUCUCGGUUUGUUCCACUAAAUACAACAUCAGACUUACUGCUUAUCCAGUCAGAUCUGUAUUCAUCUGCUGAAGGCGUCCUAGUUCGAAAUACAGCUAGAGCUAAUCCAGUGAAUCCAUCUAUUGAUUUAGGACCUGAAUUUGCAAAGGUCAGUGACUUUCUAAGUCGCUUCAAAUCCAUCCCUAGUGUAGUUGAGCUUGAUAGCUUGAAGGUGACUGGUGAUGUGUGGUUUGGUGCUGGCAUAACUCUUAAGGGGAGAGUAAGUAUUGUUGCUGAGCCUGGAGUAAAAUUAGAAAUUCCUGAUGGAGUAGUACUUGAGAACAAGGAGAUUCAUGAUUCCGCUGAUAUAUGAGGACCCUUCAACCCAUUUGUUGUUCAUUAUUAGAGAGUAGAAAGAGAAAUUUUGUAUCUGGCUAUUACCAUUUUUAACUGAUCAAAGAUAAUAAUAAUGAAUGGUAUAGAGCGACGAAAUGCUCUAUUUGUGUGCCAUUUGUAAGGGCAAUUUAAGCCUGCACUGUAUCAAUUUAAGCAUGUUUAGGAGUGAAAUCAACAAGAAUAGGCAAAACUUGUUUGAAGUUAUUUUAUUUUAGAACAAAAAUGUGAUUUUUUGAGAUCAAUCUGAGGAUCCCUAUAUGGAUAAUACA